Messenger RNA from Sungouiella intermedia, 1470 nucleotides. NCBI's taxonomy places the organism in Eukaryota, Fungi, Ascomycota, Pichiomycetes, Serinales, Metschnikowiaceae. The record is from the annotation of a GenBank genome assembly.
AUGACAGAAUUUCUCAAUUAUAAGGUUGUUCUAGACUUGAAGGACGGAUCUCUGGCACAGGGAGUCAUCACUCAUGUUGAUGGAUCGUCGAUUAUUCUUGGAAAUCGUCAAUACAGCAAUUCGCUGGUGAAAGACUUGAAGGUGGUGCAAUUACCUUCAGAUCAGAAACAGAACAAGAAAAAGCAGGAAAUCCAAUUGGAUGAUGUAUCUGGCUCCAAAGCGGGAAGUAGAAGUGGUACUCCCAAAAUUAACAAACAGGCUGUCCAGUCGGGAUGGACUGGAGGCAGUGAAAUCGAAGACAUCAAAACUUCCGACGACUUUGACUUUGCUGCCAACUUGGCCAUGUUCGACAAAAAGUCUGUGUUUGCAGAUUUCCAGAGAAAUGAUACGGUGAGCUCCCAGGACAGGCUUGUCGGUCACAACAAGGCACCCGUCAAACAGAAACCACUGGAGAAGAAAGAUAAGUACGAGAACGACGAGAUGGUUAUCCCCAAAAACAAGCAGGACAACUGGAACAACAUCGGACCUGUGUCAAACAGACUAGCUCUGCCAGUGACAUCGGGCGGUUCGGGCAGCCAUUCGGCGUUGGGUAAGGCUUCAAGAGAGAUCCAACUGUACAAGUUUAUCUUCGAGAGCACUGGUAGUGCUGUUCCAAUGGCCACACCCGUGCAGCUCUUUGAAAUCGAGAGAGAAGUACAGUUGUCUUGUGGAAUUGACCCCAAAGUGGGUGUGGAAGUGUGUGCGUCGAAUUUGUUCCGGUUGGUGGUGGAUAAUUUGCUUGGAGGAUCUGUGCGUCUCAGCAACAGGAAAAACCACAACUUACCUCCAUUGGUGUUGCUUUUAAUAGGAAGUCAACGCAGUAGUAGCCGCGCAUUUGCCCUUGGAAGACACUUAACGAACCAUGGUGUUCGAGUUUUGGCGUAUGUUGGCAACGAAAUGGAGUCUGAGUUGCUUACACAGUGCCAAUUAUUCGAGCAGUGUGGGGGUAAGGUGGUGAGUUCUGCGUUCGAAGACCUUUUGGAUAUCUUGCAGAAUCAGCUUGAGACACCCGUAGAGGUCAUAAUUGAUUCUUUGCAGGGAUUUGAUGGCCUGUUGGCUGAUAUGUGCGAAUCCACAAGUGACAUGGCUUCUCUUAAACAGCUCAUUAACUGGGUCAACGAGCCCAAACAGAAGUCCAAGGUUCUUUCCUUUGAUAUUCCUUCAGGUAUCGACGGUGGCUCUGGAACUGUUCAGGACGCACAACUCCAAGUUCACCCCAAGUACGUUGUGUCUUUGGGGCUUCCAAUCACUGGAUUGGUUCACGCAUACAACAACGGCACUAUCCAUGGAGACGACGUGCAACAUUUUGUGGUGGACUGUGGCAUUCCCAACACUCUCUACCAGCUGCGGCCACACUUGCGCAAGUUCGACAAGUUUUGGUUCUGUGCUGAGCAGUACCUUAGGCUUAAGCUGGUGAGCGUGGCCGAGUAA